Messenger RNA from Lichtheimia ornata, 1242 nucleotides. RefSeq names its product isocitrate dehydrogenase [NADP], mitochondrial. NCBI's taxonomy places the organism in Eukaryota, Fungi, Mucoromycota, Mucoromycetes, Mucorales, Lichtheimiaceae. The record is from RefSeq and is a predicted model, not a curated record. Gene Ontology annotation, cellular component: mitochondrion. Gene Ontology annotation, molecular function: isocitrate dehydrogenase (NADP+) activity; NAD binding; magnesium ion binding. The coding region runs from base 1 to 1242 and encodes 413 amino acids. Gene Ontology annotation, biological process: isocitrate metabolic process. The transcript has 6 exons.
AUGGCUGCCGGCAAAAUCCACGUCAAGAACCCCGUUGUCGACCUCGAUGGCGAUGAGAUGACCAGAAUCAUUUGGCAAUUCAUCAAGGAAAAGCUCAUCUUCCCAUACUUGGAUCUUGACAUCAAGUACUACGAUCUUAGCGUUGAGAACCGUGACGCUACCAACGAUCAAGUUACCAUUGAUGCUGCCGAAGCCAUCAAGAAGUACAAUGUCGGUAUCAAGUGUGCCACCAUCACCCCUGAUGAGGCUCGUGUUGAAGAAUUCAAGCUCAAGAAGAUGUGGAAGUCCCCUAACGGUACCAUCCGUAACAUUCUCAAUGGCACCGUUUUCCGUGAGCCUAUUGUUCUCCAGACUUUGCCUAAACUUGUGCCAGGUUGGUCCGAACCUAUCAUUGUCGGCAGACAUGCUUUUGGUGAUCAGUACCGUGCCACUGAUUUGGUCACUGGUGGUCCUGGCAAGCUUGAACUUCUCUUUACCCCUGAAGAUGGCUCCGAACCUCGCAAGAUUGAAGUCUACAACUUUGAAAAGAAUGGUGGCGUUGCCAUGGCAAUGUAUAACACUGAUGAAUCCAUCAUUGGUUUCGCUCAUGCUUGUUUCCGUGUUGCUCUUGAUCGUAAGAUGCCCAUGUACUUGAGCACCAAGAACACCAUUCUUAAGGCAUACGAUGGUCGCUUCAAGGACAUCUUCCAAGAAAUCUAUGACAACGAAUACAAGGCCAAGUUUGAAGCCAUUGGUACUUGGUAUGAGCAUCGUCUUAUUGAUGACAUGGUUGCUCAAAUGCUCAAGUCCAAGGGUGGUUUCGUUUGGGCUUGUAAGAACUAUGAUGGUGAUGUCCAAUCCGAUAUCGUUGCUCAGGGUUACGGCUCCCUCGGUCUUAUGACCUCUGUUCUCUACACCCCUGAUGGCAAGACCGUUGAGGCUGAAGCUGCUCACGGCACUGUCACUCGUCAUUACCGUGAACACCAAAAGGGUAAUGCCACUUCCACCAACCCCAUUGCUUCUAUCUUUGCAUGGACUCGUGGUUUGGCUCACCGUGCUAAGCUCGAUGAUAAUGCUGAGCUUGCCAAGUUCUCCAGCGAUUUGGAGCGUGCAUGCAUUGAGGUCAUUGAGAACGACAAGCACAUGACUAAGGAUUUAGCACUCAUCAUCUAUGGCAAGGACAUGAAGCGUGAGCACUACUCGACCACCGAAGAAUUCCUUCAGCAAAUUGCUGACAAGUUGGCUGCCAUCCGAUCGGCGUGA